Rosa chinensis is the source of this 1083-nucleotide messenger RNA. Its product is annotated as protein RNA-directed DNA methylation 3. The coding region runs from base 1 to 864 and encodes 287 amino acids. NCBI's taxonomy places the organism in Eukaryota, Viridiplantae, Streptophyta, Magnoliopsida, Rosales, Rosaceae. The transcript is spliced from 2 exons. The record is from RefSeq and is a predicted model, not a curated record.
AUGAGGGUCAACAUUUCAGCUGGCUGUGUUGUGGUGGCUCUCCUGUGUGUGUUUCUUGUGAGCGAUUCGGCUGUGGGUGAUGAAGAUCCUAAGGUUAAGGACGAUAAACACUUGUUUUUUAAGCGCCCAGUCCCGCAUUUUGUUAAGGGAGGAGGCCUAGGUGGAGGCAUUGGUGGAGGAGCAUGGAAGAUUUCCUCGAGGUGGACUUGGCGGCGGUCUAGGAGGUGGGUUAGGAGGUGGCGGUGGCCUUGGAGGAGGGGGUGGUCUAGGGGGAGGUGCAGGAGGCGGUUUAGGCGGUGGAGGUGGACUUGGACAUGGUGGGUUGGGAGGCGGUGGAGGUCUAGGUGGAGGUGCAGGAGGCGGUUUAGGCGGUGGAGGUGGACUUGGACAUGGUGGGGGUCUAGGUGGCGGAGGUGGACUUGGCCACGGUGGGGGUCUAGGUGGCGGAGGUGGACUUGGACAUGGUGGGGGUCUAGGUGGAGGAGGUGGACUUGGCCACCGUGGCGGUGCUGGGGCCUUGGCGGUGGAGCUGGAGGAGGUGGUGGCCUUGGCGGUGGAGCUGGAGGAGGUGGUGGACUUGGAGGUGGAGGUGGAGCGGGAGGUGGUGCAGGUGGAGGCUUUGGCGGUGGUGUAGGUGGCGGGGCUGGAGGAGGUGUUGGAGGUGGUGCUGGUGGAGGGGGUGGGUUUGGGGGUGGUGGAGGAGUUGGUGCUGGAGCCGGUGCUGGAGGAGGGUUUGGAGCUGGUGGUGGAGUAGGGGGCGGAGGAGGUGGUGGGUUUGGUGGAGGUGGCGGAGGUGGUUUUGGUGCUGGUGGUGGGGCUGGCUUCGGUGGUGGAGCUGGAUUCGGAGGUGGCGGCGGUCACUAGCUAAUUAACGCACGAGUUUCUGCUGCAACUGCAGAAAGGAAUGAAUUAAUUUACUGCUGAUUAACUACGUUAGCUAUGUUCCUUAUUUUGGAGUUUUAUUCUUCUUUCCUCUUUAAUCCUGCAAUUUCUAGCUCAAUCUAAGAAUGUCUUCUUCAAUCUUCAUGCAAACGAAGAGAAAAGUGUAUUCUUUGUGCAUGGGAAGCAUUUUGUUAUUUUACA